AUGAAAGAGCAAAUUAACUUGUUGCCUCAUUUUGAUGAGAUGAACAAUGAUCUUGAAGAGGAUGAAGAUGACGUUGCUUUUGAGAUUCAUCGGCCUUGUGGACCAAGUGGUAAAUCAUUGCCAAGCAAUCAAAAUAGUUCAUUUGCUGGAUCAAAAAGGUUGAAGACAAAAGGGCCCAUGGAUGUAUUCUACACACCCAAUCCUAAUUUUGUGGUGCAAAAUAAAAAAGGAAAACAAACAACAAUUGAUCACAAUGAUCCUUAUAAUGAAAAAUUAAUAGACCGAGCAAUGAUGAGAAUUACAAGAUGGAUAUAUGAUGCAAGUAUAGCUUUUAAUGCAGUUAGUUAUGACAGCUUUGGACCAAUGGUUGAAGCUGUUGGGCAGUACGGUCCUAGUAUGAAACCUCCUAGUUUCCAUGAAGUGCAGGUUCCAUAUCUGAAGAAAGAGUUGAGUCAUACAAAUGAGUUAAUGAGGAUUCAAAAAGAGGAAUGGGUGAAAUAUGGGUGUUCCUUGAUGUCAGAUGGAUGGACUUCGCAGAGUGGGAGGACUUUGAUUAAUUUUUUAGUCAAUUGUCCUAGAGGAACUAUGUUUGUUGAGUCCAUCAAUGCUUCAAGCUACUCAAAGGAUGGGGAAAAACUCCUUGAAUCACUUGACAAGUUUGUGGAUGAUGUUGGAGAAGUUAACAUAGUCCAAAUUAUCAUAGAUAGUGCCUCAACUAAUGUGUUGGCUGGUAAGUUUUUGGAGGCAAAGAGACCGCACCUCUUUUGGACACCAUGCAUUGCUCACUGCUUGGAUUUGAUACUGGAAGAUAUUUUCAAAUUGCCACAUAUGAAGAAGACAUUUGAUAGGGCUAUUCGGGUACACAGUUAUUUUUAUAACCGUCCAGGUGUGUUGAAUAUGAUGAGGAUAUUUAAACAGUUAAAGAAUUUGGUCAAGCUUGCAAAUACAAGAUUUGCAACAACCUUUCUCACUCUAUCUAGGAUUCAUCAACAAAAAAAUAGCUUGAGAAAGAUGUUCACUUCGAAGGAAUGGACAAGCUUCAAAUGGGCAAAGGAGCCAAAGGGUAAGCAAGCAACACAGAUUAUGUUGAUGUCAUCAUUUUGGAAUCUAGUUGUCUAUGCUCUCAAGGUCUCAGGUUCACUUGUGCACGUGCUUAGGUUGGUUGAUUAUGAGAAAAAGCCUGCCAUGGGAUACAUUUAUGAGGCUAUGGAUAGGGCUAAAGAAAGUAUUGCAAAGUCAUUUAAUGAAAAAGAAGAAAAAUACAAGAACAUCUUUGAAAUCAUUGACAAUGGGUAG
Molecule: messenger RNA, 1296 nt
Organism: Camellia sinensis
Lineage: Eukaryota; Viridiplantae; Streptophyta; Magnoliopsida; Ericales; Theaceae
Source: RefSeq, a predicted model, not a curated record